Labrus mixtus (cuckoo wrasse) is the source of this 1340-nucleotide messenger RNA. It is a transcript of the gene nup37, whose product is annotated as nucleoporin 37. The coding region runs from base 277 to 1254 and encodes 325 amino acids. Lineage: Eukaryota; Metazoa; Chordata; Actinopteri; Labriformes; Labridae. Gene Ontology annotation, molecular function: protein binding. Gene Ontology annotation, cellular component: nuclear pore outer ring. The transcript has 10 exons. The record is from RefSeq and is a predicted model, not a curated record.
UAAAACCGACUAACUUUAAAAUAGCCGAUAUGUUUCACGUUUGAAAUCGAUGUUUGAAAAUACGUCACGCGAAACACCCCUUCGCAUUUGCCGUUAGUGGUACGUUCCAUGCCGAACCCGGAAGAAACUUCACAACACAUGAAACGCGCGCACCAUUUGAGUGAAAUACAUACUUUUCAAAAAGGAUAGUGAGUUUUUAAUCAGUCGGUUUAGUAUUCUGAAACGGAUUAAACCCCCCCAUAAAUAAGAGAUAAAGCUUUACCAGGAUCCGUGAUCAUGCAGGAGGACUCGAGCCGCACCCCCACUUACACGCUGCCAUGUGAGGACUACGUUCACGUGGUUGAAUUCAGCCCUUUCUGCUCUGGCACCCCCGUCUCUCUGCUGGCCUACGGUGGAAACCAGUAUGUGGUUGUGGGAACCUGCCUCUUCCAGGAGGAGGACAUGGAGGUAGAGGGAGUUGAGUUCAAUGUCCUCCGCGCUUUCCAUCAUGAGUUGCGUGUUGAUGCUCUCGCUUGGAGCCCUGAGUCGAGGCUGGACAGAAUACCUACUAUCAGAUUCUGCACCGCCGCAGCCGACAGAAAGCUACGCCUGCUGACUUCUGAUCUCCAGGAUCGGCAUGAAGUCAAGGUGAUGGAGGGCCACACCAGCUACAUUAACCAUUUGGUGUUCGAGCCCACGGAGGGGAAACAAAUUGCUUCCGUCAGCGAUGACCACACUUGCAGGGUUUGGGACCUGGAUGGAAAUGAAAGCACUACUCUCAGACUUCGCUCUCCUGGCAUCAGCGUGUGCUGGCACCCGGAGGAAGCAUUCAAGUUAAUGGUGGCUGAGAAGAAGGGGACAAUACGCUUCUACGACCUGGUGACGCAGCAGGCCAUCCUGUCACUGGACUGCGGCCAGUCGCCGCUCAUGUCGGCCGACUGGUGCCUCACAAACACGAUCAAAGUCGGCGCCGUGGCAGGAAACGACUGGCUCAUCUGGGACAUAACUCGCUCCAGCUAUCCUCAAGAAAAAAGACCCGCUCACAUAGACAAAGCUCGGCUAUUCAAAUGGUCUCGAGCCAAUGAAAACCUAUUCGCUACCACUGGAUGUCCAGGAAAGAUCUGUAGUCAGCUACUUAUCCACCAUCUCGGCCACCCACAGCCGGUGACGAUCGGAUCCGCCGCGGUGGGAUCGGGCCUCAGCUGGCACCGGAGACUUCCGCUGUGUGUGAUCGGAGGCGACCGGAAACUCUGCUUCUGGAUGACUGAAAUGUAGACGUCUGCAACUGCACCUGCCACGGCGGAUGACUAGGUCCUGUGUUUCUACUCUCAUAAAUAAUCAAUAAAGUAUUUUUCUGAGUA